AUGCUUGAUUCCUACAGGAUUGUACUGCAGUUAGGCUUCAGUCUGACUCGCGUUGUGCAUAAACGUGGAACCUCAGGGCAGAUAGCACAAGUGAUCCAAAUCGUGAAGGUGGUUCCUGUCAUUGCGGCUGAUGCUAAUGUUGAUCCGAUGUUCGGUGAUGGGAAACCACGUGUUAACACAUCUGCACCGAACGUAGCAUCGUACUUUAAGGAGCCAGGGACUGCUGAUGCCUACCUUAUUGGGCAGACAGUGGAGGCAAAUAGCGACUCUCUGUGCAGUGAGUGCGUGGCAUACGACACAGGUCAAACCAUGCAGGGCUACCUUGUUUGA
Echinococcus granulosus is the source of this 330-nucleotide messenger RNA. RefSeq lists its product as hypothetical. The coding region runs from base 1 to 330 and encodes 109 amino acids. The record is from RefSeq and is a predicted model, not a curated record. NCBI's taxonomy places the organism in Eukaryota, Metazoa, Platyhelminthes, Cestoda, Cyclophyllidea, Taeniidae. The transcript has 3 exons.